AUGGCUGAUCGUUUUGAUGGUCAAGCGAAGCAUAUCAUUUUCACAGGACCGGAUGGAUCAAGAGAUCACAGAAGUCAUUUGACAAGAGACGGAAGAGAAGUUGGAAUAGGACCGCUUUCGACAGAAGCUACUUCUGAAAAUGAUUUUAUUUGCCGCCAAAAAGAGCUGAAUCAGCCGUGGAGAAGGGUUCGGGUAGGAGAUGUGGGCUGGAAUGCUUCAAGAUCGGAGCUAACGACUGCCCUUGAUGGUGGAUUCAAGGGAAUUCGGAAAGGACCGUUUAGAGCUGCUGCUGAAUUUCAAACUGCGAAUCAUGUAAAAAUAUAA
Messenger RNA from Oikopleura dioica, 324 nucleotides. Lineage: Eukaryota; Metazoa; Chordata; Appendicularia; Copelata; Oikopleuridae. The record is from the annotation of a GenBank genome assembly.